AUGGCCACUUUCAGCCUGUCUGAACUGGUCUGGUAUUCAGAUGAACUCUAUUUCAAACUUGAUAAUGGAUGUAUGUUUUCUUGGGAAGCCAAGCACUUGAAAAAAUGUAACUAUGACGAAGCAGUUCAUUCAAAAAAUUCUUUCAACAAGACGCAUACAAGUAAAGAGCUCCAGGCAGUUUUAAUCUACGACAAUACAAUUUCGAAUAUGAUGAGAAUCAGAAGAAUGUUGGCUUUAAGCUUCAUUGCUGCCAUGGUACCCAACAUGCAUGGGGAGUAUGUCGAGUCUGACUAUGCCAACUACUAUGACGAGAUUGCCCAGGCAACGUGUACAGCCAUGAACACAGCAGGUGGAUGGACCUACGCUGUUCGCAGACCAUGUCCAAGUAUUAGAACGUGUCUCACCAUUUGCCAAGAUCCCAACUUGAGAAAACAAGAUGGACAAGUAGCAAAUCGGGGAAUUUCAUGCGUCAACUCCCUCCACGUAUACCAUAAUCGACCAAGGUUCACACACGGGGCGGUGGGAAAUGAGAGGUUGGGAUUGAAGACUUACAAUUAUAAUUCAUGUGGAGCAGCGGGAUGUGGGCCGAACUAUUGCUGCUGCAAAGCGUAGUUAAGGGAAAGGAUGAGUUAGAUGCCCCGUUGUGCACAUAUAUUAACACUAACAGAGUAAUGCAGAUUCAAAACAAACUUAGGAUUUUAAGGAAAUGUUCUGGAAUAAGCAUGGGAAUAGUUAGAUUAAAUAACAUAUGAUAAUCGAUUAUAAUUAAAUAAAAAAUGAUGGCAAAUUGUGCUUUUAUGUGUAUCUCUAUAUGUAAUUGGUAAUUUUGGAACUCUGUAUAUUAGUAAGUACUUACUAAUUUUGGAUGUUUAUAAUGAUAUGAGUCUUGCAUUGGUUUUGCAUAGAAAAAUCCAUCAUGCUCCUCUAACCCUACUAUCACACCAAAC
Owenia fusiformis is the source of this 947-nucleotide messenger RNA. Lineage: Eukaryota; Metazoa; Annelida; Polychaeta; Sabellida; Oweniidae. The record is from the annotation of a GenBank genome assembly.